This is a messenger RNA of Tuber aestivum (summer truffle), 784 nucleotides long. The record is from the annotation of a GenBank genome assembly. NCBI's taxonomy places the organism in Eukaryota, Fungi, Ascomycota, Pezizomycetes, Pezizales, Tuberaceae.
AUUAAUGUCAAUAUGGUUGAUAACGACGGACGCACAGCAUUACAUCUCGCAGCUCAGCAUGGGGCAGGUCGCAUUGCGGGGAUGCUAUUGAAACAAAAGGAUAUUAAUGUCAAUAUGGUUGAUAACGGCGGACGCACAGCAUUACAUCUCGCAGCUCAGCAUGGGGCUGUUGGAACAUGAUACUAUUGAGGUCAAUCUGGCCGAUAACGAUGGACGCACACCACUAGAUCUAGCGACCCGCGGAAACAGAUUGAAAAUUGCCAGGCUGUUAUUAGAGCGACCGGAUAUUAAUCUCAAUUUGACUGAUAACAGUGGUGGCACAGUAUUACACCAGGCGGCCCAGAUCGGGGCUGUUGGAAUUACGGCAUUGUUGAUCGCACGCGAGGAUAUCGAUGCAGAUUCGGUUGAUGGCCUCGGCCGUACACCACUACAUUGGGCUGCCCGUACCAAACAUCAUACAAUUUUACGCUAUUUACUACCAGUGACCCAUGAUGUAAGCCAAGGAGACAUCUGGGGAUCUACUCUAUUACACGCAGCCAUUGAUGAUGAUGAUCCCAGUCUUGAAACAGUUCGCACUCUUCUAGCUGAUGACAGAAUCGUAAUAGAUGCCGCAGACACCGAGGGUGAUACCGCCUUACACAUCGCCGUUCGGCACGGGCACAAAGACAUAGUCGUUGAACUGCUCCACAGCGGUGCUAUCACUUCCUGUUAUAACCAGAAGGGCCAUGUGCCUCUAGUCGAGGCAAUUGAAGCGGGGUCCACCGUAAUGGCAGAGCUGCUUCUC